Molecule: messenger RNA, 4952 nt
Organism: Salvelinus fontinalis (brook trout)
Lineage: Eukaryota; Metazoa; Chordata; Actinopteri; Salmoniformes; Salmonidae
Gene: fbxl13
Product: F-box and leucine-rich repeat protein 13
Exons: 20
Coding region: 197-2734 (845 amino acids)
Biological process (GO): SCF-dependent proteasomal ubiquitin-dependent protein catabolic process
Cellular component (GO): SCF ubiquitin ligase complex
Molecular function (GO): protein binding
Source: RefSeq, a predicted model, not a curated record
ACCCAGAUUAGAUUUUUCCGUACACCCCCCACAACAUGGAAUUUUGGUUACUAGGUAACGGUAAACUGUACAUGGAUGUGUCCAAUCAGAGAACAGAACUGGGCCUGCUUGCAAACUUCUGUGUUGACAAAUAUUUUGAAAAUUUUCUAUUUAGCUAGUUAACGUUAUAUUACCUACUUUGGGAUGGAGUUUUGAUAUGGCUUCUUUACUAAAUGCUGACCCGGCGUUGAGGGAAUAUAUACUGAAGCAUUCCUUGCCCCAGAUAUUUCAGGCAUUAUUAACAGGUUUAUGUGUGUCGUGUCCUGAAAGUCCAUUACAUUUUCUGGAAAGGAAGAUUGUGUCUAUUCAGGAAAACCGGGACACUGCUGAGAUUGAUUGGCAUACAUGUGUUGAUGAUCCAGAACAAGUUGCCGUGACCUCACUGGCAGGAAGCAUGGUGCAUGACAUCUUUGGGAAACGAGAUGAUACACUGUUUCUCUCCCAUUUGUUUGAGAAGGCCUACUCCUGUUACAGAAUAAGUUUAACAAAUAUGUGCUUCAAGGCGUGGAAAAUGUUCAUCUGGAAUAAGCGGAAGGAGGCCAGGGAGUUGACGCUGAAGAUGGAGACAGCUGAGAGGCACUACAUACAGAGGGGCCUGAGGGUCGCACUCUGCAAGUGGGUGGAGUGGGUACAGGUCUGCAAGAGAAGGCAGAACGAUGCCAUGAAGAAGAUCCAGCGAGUAUGGAAUGCUAUCCACUGUAAGAUUGUCAUAGGUGCUUGGCGCUAUGUGGUGCAGGACUCAAAACGGACAAAGGAGUACUUUGAGAGACUGGAGAAUGGUCUGUUGGAGAUGAGCAGUAAGGACUCUGAUGUUGCCAUUGGAGAGGGACAUGACGGACUCUCACUGCUCCCUUGCAAGCUCUCAAUAAAGGUCUUCCAGAGUCUAGACGUAGGAGACCUGCUGAAAUGUGCAGAAGUGUGUCGGACUUGGAAGGCCAUCACUCAGACCUGCUCACUUUGGAGUCGGAUCAGUUUCUCUGUGGAGAGGGACUGGAUCACAGACCGCAUCGUGGAACAGAUCCUACAGAAGUACCGGCCGUUUGUAGUUCACCUUAACAUGCGUGGCUGCACCUCUCUACAGUGGCCCAGCUUCAAAUGUAUCAGUGAAUGCAGAAACCUACAGGAGCUGAACCUGUCAGAGUGUUUCAACAUUAAAGAUGAGAUGGUGUGUAUGAUUCUAGAAGGCUGCCCCACUCUGCUCUACCUGAACCUGUCCUUCUCAUAUGUGGCCAACGGGACUCUCAGAGAGCUCUCCAGGAGCUGUCUGAACCUGCAGUUCCUGAGUCUAGCAUGCUGCCGUAGGUUCACUGAUAAAGGCUUACAGUACCUGGCCUCAGGGAAGGGCUGCCACAAGCUCAUCCACCUUGACCUCUCUGGCUGCACUCAGAUCUCAGUGGAAGGUUUCAGGUACAUAGCAGCGGGCUGCCCUCAGCUCCAGCAGAUAGUCUUCAAUGACCUGCCUACUCUGUCAGACAGCUGUGUGCUGGAGCUGGCCUCUAAGUGUCACUCUCUGUCUGCCAUCUCCCUAUGGGACACGCCCCAUCUCUCAGACUCCGCCUUCAAAGCCAUCGCUGAGGUGGCCAACCUCACCAAGUUCAGUGUUGAUGGUAACAGUCGUAUGUCAGACAUCAGUUGGAGGGCUCUGUGUCGUAGCUCUCCAGGCCUUACGAGACUCCAUGCUGCUGACUGCCCUAGAAUGACUGACUCCAGCCUAAAGUCUAUGGGCACCCUCAAAAACCUGGUCUACCUCAACAUCUCACACUGCAGCAGGGUGAGUGACAUGGGGCUGCGGUACCUGACUGAGGGGCCUUCUGCCUCUAAACUGAGGGAGCUGAAUCUGAGCAACUGCAGCCGCAUCAACGACUUAGCUAUCAUGAGGGUGGCUCAAAAGUGCAGUAAGCUGAACCACCUGAGUGUGUCUUACUGUGAUAACCUGUCUAAUUCUGGUCUGGAGUGGCUCAGUAGCUGUUCCUCUCUCCUCUCUCUGGACAUCAGUGGCUGCAACAUCAUGGACCAGGGGCUGAUUGCUCUAGGUGGGAACCCUGGCCUGAAGAAGCUGGUUGCCUCUGAGUGUUUAUGGAUCACUGACAUUGGCAUAGAGAAGUUCUGCAGGCAGGCGAGAGGUCUGGAGUAUAUGGACGUGUCUCACUGUGUAGCUCUAUCUGACCAGGCCAUCAAGGCUCUGUCCUUCUACUGCAGGACUAUAGUCACAUUACGCAUGCCUGGCUGCCCAAAGGUAUUCACACACACACAAACAAACAAUAUUACCAAAAUAUCUUGCCUAUUGUCUAUGCACUUCCUCUAUCAGAUGACAGACCUGGCGGUACAGUACCUGACAGUAGGGCGUCACUUCCUGAGAGAGCUGGACGUGAGUGGCUGUGUUCUGCUGACCGAUCGCACACCACGCUUCCUACAGACAGGCUGCCCACAGCUCAACACCAUCAACAUGGUCUACUGCAGGGGAAUAUCCAAGCAGGCGGCUCUGAGGCUCCAGCCCUGUGUUGAGAAGUGGGAGCACAGUAACGAUGAUGCCCCCUACUGGUUCGGCUAUGACAGUCUUGGCCAGCUGCUACAGCCAAUCGGACGACCCGACAAGAUCCAGGACACCUGGGAGGAAGAGGAGCCAACACCAAGAAACAACAAAAAGAGGAAUUUGAUAAAGGCCUGUGGAGAGGACUACGAAUACACAGCAUGAAUACACACACAGUCCAUGCAGACAAUCAAACAAACGCACAAUGACUUAGUUUAUACAGUACACACACACCUCACAAUCUAAGGUAAAUCAAAUCCCUAACACAUACACUGCACCUUACAUUAACUCUAGCUCAGAUAUCAAGCAACAAAGGAAUGGCCAAAGAUGAAUAACCAGAAAAAGAUAUAUCUUGUAUCUGAGAAAUAAUGCAGUAUAUACAUGUAUGCAGUAUAUACAGUAUAUACAUUUAUGCAGUAUACACAUGUAUGCAGUAUAUACAUUUAUGCAGUAUAUACAAUAUAUACAUUUAUACAGUAUAUACAUGUAUGCAGUUUAUACAGUAUAUACAUUUAUGCAAAGCUUCUGCAUCAUACUGUUUCAUCUGAGUGGGAGAAAGGUCAAAGCUUUCUUCUAUGCAUUGCAACACAAGACAGAUGAUUGAAUUUCAUAAUUACAUCAUAAAGCAAACAAUUUUAGCUUGGAAAUAAUCAUAAAAAAAUAAAUGUCCUCGAUAUGAUUCGAUUUUUUUGUCAGUGUCAACACUUUUCCCAUUUUUUUUUUUUAUUCACAGUAAAUUGAUCCCCCCAAACCUAUUUUGUACAUUUUGCAGUUUCCACCCUGUGGUAAGAAAGUCUUAAGAGUUUUGACUGUUGCACACACACUAACCACAGCAGUCUUUGAACUUCUCAAAAGUCCAGUUAGACUUCAAGCUCAAUACCUGACUGAAUAUGUGAGACCUGAAUGUUGUUCAGUGUUUCAAUCUAAGAGCUCUGCUGAUGACCACAAAGACAAAGACUGAACUAGCCUGGCUGCCAGCAUGCCACUAUAUUUCUGCUUGAGCCCUCUCAUGACAACAACAGUUGGCUAAAGCAGAAACAUGACUGAGUUACCUCUACUAACCAUGAUCAUGUGCUACAACUGUAUAUAGACAUAUAAUAUAGCCUGCAGUUUCCGUUAUCACAUAUGUAGCAUACCCUUUACUUUCGGGCAUGAUAUUCACUUCUAGAACAAUAGAUUGAGAACAAAAAUCAAUUGUAGACCGUUUGCUUGGGUAAGAAAUUGACACCCUUGAUAAAGAUGAGCAAUAAUAACUAGGGAAAGGGGGAUACCUUGUCAGUAUUACAACUGAAUGCCUUCAACUGAAAUGUGUCUUCCGCAUUUAACCCAACCCCUCUGAAGCAGAGGUACGGGGGGCUGCCUUAAUCGACAUGCACGUCUUCGGCGCCAGGGGAACAACGGGUUAACUACCUUGCUCAGGGUCAAAACAACAGAUUUUUCCUUGUCAUAAAAUAAAUCAAAUACUGAGCUAUAUUGUAUGUUAUAUUUUGGGGGGAAAUUAAUGUUAUAUUAAUACAAUUUCUCAGAGAAAGAGAUUUUGUUUAACAAGUAAUAGUUUUCCUCUAAUAGUUUUCCUCAAAAGGGUAGGGGUCAAAAUUAUUGACACCUCUUAUGAAUAAAGUAGUGAAAAGUUUAGUAUUUGGUGCCAUAUUCCUAGCAUGCAAUGACUACAUCAAGCUUGUGACUCAACAAUCUUGUUGGAUGCAGUGCGUAUGUUAUCGCGCGUGUGUGUGUGCCAAUGUUUGUGUUGCUUCACUGUCCCCGCUGUUCAAUAAGGUGUUUUUUUUAAUCUGUUUUUUAAAUCAAAUUUUACUGCUUGUGUCAGUUACUUGAUGUGGAAUAGAGUUCCAUGUAGUCAUGGCUCUAUGUAGCACUGUGCACCUCACAUAGUCUGUUCUGGACUUGGGGACUGUGAAGAGACCUCUGGUGGCAUGUCUUAUGGGGUAUACAUGGGUGUCCGAGCUGUGUGCCAGUAGUUUAGACAGACAGCUCGGUACAUUCAACAUGUCCAAUACCUCUCAUAAAUAAAAGUAGCGAUGAAGUCAAUCUCUCCCCCACUUCAACCAGGAGAGAUUGACAUUAUUAAUAUUAGCUCUCUCUAUACAUCCAAGGGCCAGCCGUGCUGCCCUGUUCUAAUCCAACUGCAAUUUUCCUAAGUCCUUUUUUGUGGCACCUGACCACACAACUGAACAGUAGUCAAGGUGCGACAAAACUAGGGCCUGUAGGACCUGCCUUGUUGAUAGUGUUGUUAAGAAGGCAGAGCAUCGCUUUAUUAUAGACAGACUUCUCCCCAUCUUAGCUACUACUGCAUCAAUAUGUUUUGACCAUGACAGUUUAGAAUCUAGUGUUACUCCAAGCACUUUAGUCAUCUAAUCUUGCUCAA